Molecule: messenger RNA, 1289 nt
Organism: Daucus carota subsp. sativus
Lineage: Eukaryota; Viridiplantae; Streptophyta; Magnoliopsida; Apiales; Apiaceae
Product: proliferating cell nuclear antigen
Exons: 4
Coding region: 272-1066 (264 amino acids)
Biological process (GO): regulation of DNA replication; leading strand elongation; translesion synthesis
Cellular component (GO): PCNA complex
Molecular function (GO): DNA polymerase processivity factor activity; DNA binding
Source: RefSeq, a predicted model, not a curated record
CUGGCAGCAAGCAAAUGGAGCAUUGACCUAUGACUACUCAGUACUCCUCCCAAAAACCCCAAACUAAUGCGCGCGAAUUUAGAAAUAUUUCAUUUCCGCUUUUUCUAUUAAUUUCCAAUAAUUCAUCCCGCCAAUAAAUUCCCUCGCAUCUUUUUCCCCCAAUCUUCCAUAUAACACAACACACCCCUCUCUCCACUCUCCCGCUCCCCUUUCAAAACCCUAAUCCCCUCUUCAAACCCUAGCUCCACGAAACCCUAAUUUUCCCGCCAAAAUGUUGGAGCUCCGUCUAGUCCAGGGCAGUCUGCUGAAGAAGGUGAUGGAUUCGAUCAAGGAUCUCGUCAACGACGCCAACUUCGACUGCUCGGCCACGGGGUUCUCGCUGCAAGCCAUGGACUCCAGCCACGUGGCGCUCGUCGCGCUGCUGCUCAGAUCGGAGGGCUUCGAGCACUACCGGUGCGAUAGGAACAUAUCCAUGGGGAUGAAUCUGGGCAACAUGGCCAAGAUGUUGAAGUGUGCUGGGAAUGAUGAUAUCAUCACUAUUAAAGCUGAUGAUGGCAGUGAUACGGUUACCUUUAUGUUUGAAUCUCCCACACAAGAUAAGAUUGCCGACUUUGAAAUGAAACUCAUGGACAUUGAUAGUGAGCAUCUUGGUAUACCAGAGGCGGAAUACCAUGCUAUAGUUCGAAUGCCCUCCGCUGAGUUUGCUAGGAUCUGUAAAGAUCUUAGUAGCAUUGGUGAUACAGUUGUUAUAUCUGUGACCAAAGAAGGUGUCAAGUUCUCAACAAGAGGUGAUAUUGGAACUGCAAAUAUUGUGUGCAGGCAGAAUACUACAGUAGACAAGCCAGAGGAGGCCACUGUGAUAGAGAUGAAUGAACCAGUUUCAUUGACAUUUGCAUUGAGGUACAUGAAUUCCUUUACAAAGGCAAGCCCCUUGUCAAGCACUGUUACCAUUAGCUUAUCUUCUGAGCUUCCUGUUGUGGUUGAGUAUAAGAUUGCUGAAAUGGGUUACAUACGGUUCUACUUGGCUCCCAAAAUUGAAGAGGAAGAAGACGAAAGCAAGCCUUGAAAUGUUACAAGUGCAAAAAUAUUGCCAUUUUAUGACUAGGUGUUUGUGUAUGCUGAAGUGCAAACUAUGUGUUAUUUCACACAGUUUUGCUUAGUUUAAUGUAGUUCAUCUAAAACUAGUAUAUCUUCUUUGGUUAUGUAUUUUAAACUUUACAAGUGCAGACAUGAAGGAUGGGUUUCCUACUUUGCGUUCUCUGUUUUCUAGUCAUUUGUUUUGUUUUUGA